AAGCCUGGGGCGAAACCCCGGCUCCCGCACUUUCGAUUCUGCUUUGCAGGCGUUUCUGUUGCUGCGGUCACCCGGGGGACUCUACGGGAAGGGGACUGGUGGCCCCUGGAGCCACCCUGCCUUACAGGCCCUCCUCCCCAAAGACGUACUCCAGAAAUCUCCAGCCCUCUUGCAGCUGAGAGGAGCCCAGGAUCUCAGACCUAAACCAGUGAAAAAUACCCCUGAACAAUGGGUGAGACAUUCUCCCAGCUGGGCUCUCGGGAGAAUGAGAACAAGUCGAUCCUGUCCCCCGACCCAGCCUUUGGCAGCAAGGCUGCCAGCUACUCCAGCACCACCAGCAGCAAGCCUUUUUGUUCCUGUGUGCCUUGUGAAAGGGCUGCUGGUGUCAGCUUUGUGACUUGUCCCACCUGCCAGGGCAGUGGGGAGAUCCCUCGAGAACUAGAGAAGCAGCUGGUGGCCCUCAUCCCCUAUGGGGACCAGAGGCUGAAGCCCAGGCACACGAAGCUCUUCGUGUUCCUGGCAGUGUUCAUCUGCCUGGUGACCUCCUCCCUCAUCGUCUUUUUCCUGUUUCCCCGGACUAUCGCCGUGCAGCCUGUAGGCCUCAACUCCUCCACGGUGACUGUUGACGAGGCCGAUAUCCACCUCAAUAUAACGGUGGGUGGGUGCCUGUGCCCCUGGGCUCCGACCCCACCUUCCUGGCAACACUCCUCUGUAGCCCUUGUCCAGUGUUCUCACCCUGGGCAUCGGUAGCCAGGGAUCUUAUGGCACCCAGAGGAUGUCAGAAGCCUGGGGAGAAGCAGGAGCAACCAUGAGCCCCCUAACAGAUUGUGCAGGAUUGGAACUGUGAGGGCUUAGAAUUGAGGCCAGAGCCAUAAAUCACUGGGCGCAGUCGGAGUGGUGUGCCUGAGACUCC
Balaenoptera musculus (blue whale) is the source of this 913-nucleotide messenger RNA. It is a transcript of the gene TMEM106A, whose product is annotated as transmembrane protein 106A. The record is from RefSeq and is a predicted model, not a curated record. Bases 229 to 750 code for a protein of 173 amino acids. The transcript has 5 exons. NCBI's taxonomy places the organism in Eukaryota, Metazoa, Chordata, Mammalia, Artiodactyla, Balaenopteridae.